Cinara cedri is the source of this 13656-nucleotide messenger RNA. The record is from the annotation of a GenBank genome assembly. Lineage: Eukaryota; Metazoa; Arthropoda; Insecta; Hemiptera; Aphididae.
GUCUUUAUCUUGUAAAAAACGGUUCAAAUCAAUUAAAUUCAGCGCCACUGAAUGCAUGCGUCAAACUAUAACUAGUACCUAUACAUCACUAGUUUAACACUCAAUUGUUAAUUUGCGCCGAAUUCAAUAGAUUUUAAAGUAAGUUUUAAACGUAUUGUCUUUAACUUGUUAGAGCUUUAUACAUAUUUAGUCAGUUAUAGUUUAGAUUCUAAGUGUAGCGAAGAACAUAUUAGUUUUUUUUUACAAAGAUAUUUUUUUUUCAUGCGAACACUUUUUAUACCAAAAAGUUUACUCUGAUAUAUACGAUGUAGACCCUUUUCUAAAAGAAAACUUUCUUGGGGUAGUACUUUUAGGAGGUCAUUUUUCGAUUUUCUCAGGAGUUUUCUUACUAAAUGUGAAAAACCGAAAAAAAAACUGAGAAAAAUGAUAAAAUGUACGAAAUAUUAUGAUUUUUUUUUCUGUGAAAAACUUUUACCAACAAUUUUACUCCGAUUUACAACGAUAGCAAUUUUUCUCAAAGCAAAUUUGACUGAAAAGAUAGAUUUUAAUAGCAUGACAAUAAAAAAAACCAAAUAAGUUUUACACCCCCCUCUAAUAGCUCUAACAUAAAAUACAAUUUUCGAACACUAUAAAAGUUAUUAACACAAGUUUUUUAAUAAAACUGUAAGUACAUAGUAAAUUGUAAGUAUAAAAAAUAAAAUUACAUAUGUUAGACAAUUGCAUUUAAUGGUUAGAGACGUUAUGGAGGUUGGGAUGGAAAUUUCAAACUCCUUCGGGCUCUCUGUUAUUCUUGUUUUUAAAUUUUUGUUCAGAGGUUUUUAACGUUUUUAAGCUGUUUGUUGUUGAUUUUAAAUGCAUAAAGUCCAUAGCCCUGAUCCUAAUUAAUACUAUUAUUAUAUAUUAUCCGCAAUACACCAACGUUACUUCUUGUCAUCAUCUCCCCUGUUGUCAAUUUAAUUUUUCAAUUUGGACAAUUCGGAAAAUUUGGUAAUAUUCUAGUGUUAUACUAUAUUACAUUAUUAGGUGUAUCUUCGAAGUCUAUAUGAUUAGAUUUUAAUUUAUUUGAUUGGCCACCUGGCAUCUGUGAAUGUAAAGUAUACUCUUCAAAUAAAAAAAAAUAUCCAAAUCCAUAGAUAUUCAGUAUUCACUAGUAGGUAUACAUGAAAAAAAAAUAUAUAUAUAUAUAACUAAGUGUUAAAUACGUAAUUUUUUUUUUUUAAACGCCUAAAAAUUCAUAAUAUCAUGUUUGAAUGAUUUUUGCGAAACUGUAUAGUACAUAGGAACAAUGUUGCAAAGAAACAAAUCAUAACGUUUUGGAAUUUGAUGAUGAAUCAUUAGUUUCCGAGAAGUGAGAAGGUAUAGUCAUUAAUAUCACCUGAUUAGUCCUGAUUAUGUAUCUACAGAGCAAUCACUACCUUUUCAUAUACAUUGAGAUAAUUCAUGAUACAAUUUAUAAAUAUUUUAGCUGAGUAAAGAACUAAAAGUUAUCUAGGGUUUUGAUUUUAGAAAUACCCAGUAUAUAUAAUGUAUUCCAACAUGUUCGAAAGAUUUUUCUAGUACUGUUAACAUUACACUUUUUUCGAUUUUUUUUUUCAAUCGAUUUGACUCCAAGGGGGACAUCGAUUUGGGGAAAAAUUAAAUUUUUAUUUUCAUCUCUUAAAGACAAAAAACAAUUUACAUUUUAUUUAUUCACAAAUUUUCAAAAUAGCCAUUUUGUAAAAAAAUAUUAUUUAAAAAAUUUAAUGUAUCACACAUUCAUAUCCUAUGAAUAAUCUUUUAAUUAUGGUCGUUUUAAUUAGGCGUAAAAACAAUUAAUAUUUAAUAAAAUAACUUAUUAUGCGAUAAGGAAUUACAAUGAGCAUAGUAAUUCGUUACCUUCUAUUGAAUAUUAAUUAUUUUCAUGCCUAUUUUCUAGAAAUUAAAACGACUAUAAUUAAAAAACUAUUAAUCGGAUAUGAAUUUAUGAUAUAUUACAAUUUUUAGAAUAACAUUUUUACAAAAUGGCUAUUUUGAAAAUUUUUUAAAGUGAAUAGUUUUUAUUUUGUUUUAAGGGGAUGAAAAUAAAAAUUUAAUUUUUUUCCAAAUCGAUGUCCCCCUCAAAUCGUAAACAAUUUAAUAUUAAUAGCGCUAGAAAAAUUCGUCGAAAAUGGUGGAACACUCUAUAUAUGGUUGUAUUUAUCAGUUUCAAAUAUUUUCUGCUUUUCUAUUGUUUCACUGUUGACUUUAUCAUAUGUAGUAUUUUUAAUUUUUGACGUAGAAUACUUAUAUUACUUAACAAGAAUACUUAACCAUAUUAACAUAUAUAUGAUUUGUUUUAGAUAUUUCGAAAUAUUUUAAAAUUGUUUAUUAAUAACAUUUGGUGAUAAGUAAUAAGGUGGCAUUCUAGAUCAGUAUGACGUCUGCUGUUAUCUUUCAAAUAUACCUGAUAGCAUACAUUUUCUAAUAUACUUAAUAAAAUCAGUGCUACUAUUAUACUCGUACCUAUGUGUUAGAAAUCCACGAAUUGUGUAAUAUUUAUUACACAAUUUAAAAAAAAUCUCAAAUCUAUGUUCUUAGUCUACCUAAUCAAUUACAAUUUACAGAGUUUUAAUAAAAUUGAUGAAAAUACAGAUUGUACAUCUUAAUGUUAUUAUAAUGUAUUAUACCUAUCUAUAUAAAGAAAUAGUAGCAUAAAAAUGGUAGUUCCAUUUUAGAUUAUACAUUUAGAAUUAUUCGAAUCGAUCGAAUAUUCUUUUUUAAACAAUAUUGAUUUUUAUUGUACAAUCGAUUCUGAGGUUUUUUUUUUUGUUAAAAACUUUUCUACCAGAAAUCUUACCUCCAAUCAAAAAAUGACAAGAUACUUUUUUUCAUUGGAUUUUGGAUCUAGUUGGUGCCAUGGGUUUAAGUUUUAAAUAUUGGGAUUGGUAUAACAAAAUAUGGAUUAGCUCUUCGUAGGAAGUAACUCAGUGGUCUUCUUUCAUUAUUUGGCCAAUGCACCUACCUCGUUCUGAGCCUUCCUCUCGAUCAACCUAAUUUGAGGCCAACCAACAGUUCUAACAUUCCUAUUAUAUUUACUAUUUAUAUCUAAUAUUACUAAUACAUAUUAUUUAUUUAAUUUAAUAAAAAAAAGUUUAAACACCCCAAAGGGGUAAAGAGUUAAUUACACAAGGGUCAAUUACACAAAAGAUUAUACAAUGUAAAUCUAAAUAUCUUUAUGUUAUGUUUGCUUUUCACAAGUAAUUGAUUUUUGGUUUUGCUCUUUUAUUGAAUUUUCGUUUAUAAUUUGCAAUUUGUCAUUGAAAUACAUAUUAUUAUUAUUAUUGAAUAAACCUACAAUCAAUGGAAAUUGUAAACCAUUAGUAAUUCGGACGAUACAGCUUUUUAAUGCUUCUGCGUACUAGUACAAAGUAUACAAGAUCACGCACGUGUAUAAACGGUAUUGUUCCGAUUGGUCGGUGACGCAAACAUAGGCAAAUCGCAGUUCGAAUGUUGAAACUUUCAUAGGUACGAGCACACGUUUUAUUGUCAGGUUAGGUAUAUUAGCAGAUUUAUCUACAUAAUAAUAACAGCCGAUAGGUACGAUUCGUAGGCACCUGCCUAGUGCCUAUAGUAUUAUAGUGUAGUUUUUAAUAGUUGUACAAUUGUCUCCCCACUCUAAACGCGCGCGUGGACAUCGCCGUUGUUCCGGAAUGAUUACCCAUACACGGGCAACGGCCAACGGGUCAAGGGUGACCACCGACCGGGCGGCGGUGUACCAAACAAUCUGCGUUCUGCCACCACGGCGGAACUACGUGUAAUGCCGUGUGUUUGAUAAAUAUUGGCGAUUCACAAAUCGGUCGAUCGUGGCACGCGCCGCUAAUGCUAUUGUUCUAGUAGGCUGUUGCGCGCUCACGGUAACCGCGAUCGGUUGUAUAGACAGAUAUUUUGGUACCGGCGUGGCCUGCAGCAGUGGUUAUGGACGUUCAAUGAUUUAUCAACGAUAUAAUAUUUCGUACGUUUUAUAAAUAGCUGCUGUUAACGUGUGUUAUUUCUGAUUGGCCGACAAGAGUGCAACACAGUAAGGCAUCAAAAAUGAAGUGAGUAAUCGAACGCGCGCCGCGCACACACACACACACACACACACACACGCACACGCACGCACACACACACACGUCGUUGACAAGUCAUACACGAUACGAAAUCGAUACGUUCGGUACCUAUAUAAUACAGUGGCGGUCAAAUGAUUUUGUCAUAGAGGAGGGGGACAACGAUAACUUCUAAAAGCUUAUUUUAUUUACUUAAUUUGUUUUAUGAUUGUAAAGUUACGGAUAAUAUAAUAUAAUAAUAUAGGUACUACUAUAAAUAUUUAAGAAAAAUAAGAUUACAUACCCUAAUCCUCGCUCCUUUUGACCGCUCCUGCUAUAAUAAUACCCACCUAAUAAUAAUAAUACAUAUAUACUAUAAUAUUAUGCAAUGAUAUUUUUCUUCUUGCUUGUAUCAUUAUUCGAAUAACUUUUCUAUAUUUUUCUACCCCGUUGAAACUAUUAGGAUUUGGCACCAAAAAUAGUUUACAAUAACAUACUAUAGACAUCUAAUACCUACCUAUUAUAUACGCGAUAAUAAACGUGGGAAUUUAUUUGAAUUAACAAUUCGGGCAAUUAAAAAUCAUACAAUGAUACGUUGUACCGACCUGCUCGGCACUCGCUUAUGAAAAAAAAAAAAUCAGUCCCAUGUCCUUCGGAGAUAAAUCGAUACGCGUACGAGUUAUUUUCAAGUUUGACACACUUAAAUAUAAACAUUCGCAAUACAUUUUGUUUGCAUAGUUUUACGUGUCGAUCGCGGUCGGCAGCCAACGUUGUAAUCGCGGACGCGGGCUAUUAUAAUUUACACUUAGCAGUGCAUUAUUCCACUAUGAAAACAACAUUAUUAUAACGCAUAUUACUAUCUGUGUUUUAUUAUUAUAAUUACGGUCACGAGGCGGAUAAUCUAAUCGAUGUGCGUUAACAGCAAUUCGCGGUAAUCCAAACAUUUUUUUUUUUUUAUAGUAUUGCUCUAUCCGGUUGAACGACAAUAGUCAAUAAUUAUAAUUAUUAUUGUGGUAUCGACUAAUUAGAAUUAAUGCGAACCCUAUUGAUUCCGUGAAUGAAGUUCUACAUUUUAUCGUGUGUCGUCCGUGGACGAUUACAUAAUCGGCCCGGGUAUGUACCACAGGCGGCCGUAUUAAUUUUGUUAUGUUAGGUUGUCAGGUUGGUGUUCGUAUUGUUAUGUAAACAGAGUGAAACGGAUUCUAAUUUCUAGACGAAUGCGGAAUAAUAUUAAAAUGUACAAACCGAUGAUCACAAUAUCGUUACCAAUUACAAUUGAAUUAAAACACCACAGUUUUGUCCAGAAAUAAGAAAACGGACGGACAUACUUCGCACGAUGGGCGGACCACCGUUAUAGGUGAAAAGUUGGGAAGGUAGGAUAUAGAGGGGAAUUUAAUUUAUAUUUAUAUGCGACGAUUAACCGUCAUUCAUUCCGUUCUAACGAGAAACGAUUCGGAGUGAAGUUCAGUUAAACAUGUUUUCAGAGGCCGUAAUAUUUACGAUUUUCGUCAAAAUUUGAUAUUAAAAUUCUUAUAAAAAAAAAUAAAUAAUAUACCACAUUACACUAAAUUUUUAUUUUUAUCAUAAAGUUUUAUUUGGAUAUAAUGAACCUCCUGUAACAUUUUCAAGCAUCUCUGGUCUAACAAUUGUAUACACCAUCUACUGAGUAUCUACCUACCGAAUAAAAAUUACAAAAAUUGCUCAAAUGUUUUGAACAUGUUACCAUCAUGUCUAUAAAAGGAGAAUAAAAGUUCUUUGUCUAAAUUUCAAAUCUGUGUGAAUAUUUUGAACUGAAUUACAACGAAAUUGAAAAUAAUACAUUUCGUGAAUUUUCCAGUUUUUCCCGUGUUUUUUUUUCCGGUUUCCCAAUUGUCACGAAAGCUGCUUGAAAAAUCAAAAAACCACAUCCCUAAAGUAUCAAGUAGAUGAAGUUUCCUUUCGGAACAACACAGUGCUACACUUGGUACAUCGGAAUGAGAUUGCCGGUAGAAAAGUUGUUCACAAAUAAAAAAAAUAACAAUAAACAUAAUAUCAUUAUUGUAAAACCGAUAUGUACGUUUCUCGCUGCAAUCCGAAUCUAAAAAUCGUAUACCUAAUAAUGGCUAAUAUAUUACGUUUACAAGUGAAGUCAUACCGCAUUGUCAGUGCGAUAUGAUAUUAUACAAAAUAGUGACAUGAUUCAAAACGGGCACGUGAUUUUUGAUAAAUUAUGUAUUUUUGUACUUUACGACACCAUCAUCGCGGAAUUAAUUAUCGCCGUUCCAUUAGCGAAAAAUAUUGGUGUUACACUGGAAACCGGUAAUAUUUUUUUGGUACUUAAAUAAGGCUCAAUCGGCUUGAAAAAUUAAAAUCGUUAAGACGUGUCCGCCAUAUUAUUGCGCCGCGAAUACCGGCCGUUACGCACAUACGUAUGCAGAAACAAACAGGAAGGCCGUUGACUUUGGACGAAUUCAAUUUUAUACCUUUUUAAGACUAAUAAUGAGAGCUAUAUCGUAAAGCGAUGGUUUUCGCUCUACGCAUGAUGAAUUGCAUCACACUAUUGAAGGUGCAAUUCGAACUACCAGAAAGACCAAGAAACUCUUACAUGUUUCAAUUGAAAAGUGACGCAAAGAUAAAUAAUACUUACGCUCAAUUGAAAAGGCUUGUUGAAGAUUGUAAAAAUGGAGGACGAAGUUAAACAUUGCAAAUCUACCCAUUAACGGUUGAAAAAAAAUAUAUAAUCGUACAUUUUACUGAUAUAGCUGAUCACUAGGGCUGAGACUUCAAUGCAGUUUGCGUUGACAUUUUAUUGUACAUCUUUUGAUUUUUAAGUAGUUUUCUUCAUUUUUAGAGCAUUUUAAAGUAUUAGAUUUAAAAUUUAAGAUUUUUACACGCUAGCACGAAUUUUAUAAUAAAACAAACUAUUAAGUAGGUAAGCAUAUUAUAAAUUAUUGGGGCGAUGGUAAUGUUAAAAUUCAAUGGCUCAUAGUUUCGUUAGAAAUUCGUUGUGUAUGGUCGCGCGUAGGAAAUUUAUCAAGGGGGGUGGGGCAAAAUAAAAUUAAACACCAAAAGGUAUAUUAAAAUAGAUUUAUUCUUUGCUAUCUAUAACAUAACUCCAAAAGUGGGUACAUUAAAAAAAAAUUGUAUUCGUUAUUAAACAAAAACUGAAGUCUUCACGAUUGUUUUAUUGCAAAGUUUGUUAUUAACCUUUCAAUGAAUUAAUCUUUUCCACAAUUAACCCUUUUUACGACGAACGGUUAACAUAAUUUAUACAUAGACCAUUUAAUCGAACUUCACUUGUCGUAGACCGAAGCCAAGUUUCAACUCUUUGUAAAGUACCUUUCUGUCACGCUAAUAUUUGUAGCUGAGAAAAUAUGGAAUCAAAUUAUUGUUAGUUCACGGAUUUCCAUAUUGAUUUGUAUAUUUUUAGACCCUUGUAUGGUUGUAAAUCUAAUCAUUGUGAAGGACUGCAUUAUACGAAUGUAUUGAUUUUUUUUUCUUCGUAAAUUUGAAAUGUAUAAAUCAAUACUAUAGUCGAAAUAUCAAUGAAAUGUUUACAAUAAUAAAAGUUAUAAUUUUCAAAAUUAUAUCCGAAGUCUAGAGGGGGUAGGGCAAAUUCCUCGUCUUGCCCCUCUCCGGGUGCCUAUCAUGUAUUUUUAACGUUUUAUUUUGAUUUUUAUGAUACACAAUCAUUUUUUUUUUUUUUUUAUGUCAUUUUUAGGAUUUUAUGGGAUCUACCGAGGAUUGAAUGUAACCCUCGGUAUAUCCGAUAUUACAUUGUAUAACACAACUUUUGGGCGGUUUACGAUUUUUCAAAAACACCCGUCUAACAUAAUAUGAUAAUAUACGCUCGCGUGUUCGUUUCUAAAAAACAAUCUAAUCUCAUUUGAUACGAACGACCCAAUUCCCUGGGUACAACAUGAUCCACGAACACGCCGUCGUCAUAGUUCAUAGUUUCACAAUUUAUUCUGUAGAAAUCGGUAUCUUCUUGUCGGCCAGUGACAUUUUUAAUUUGUUUCUUUUUAUUCAUACUCGAAACUAUAAUAUUAUAUAUUUGUAUUAAUUGGUCGCAGUGUGGCGGUGGGGAUACGUCGACUCGCCGGAGCACGACACCGGUGACUACCUAUUACUUUAACUUUUAUGUGUUUUAGAUCGAAUCAAUUACACUAGUGACGACAUCAGUAUUGGUCGUAGUGGGCUACUGCAGUUCGUGCGAGGGUAGUUUACGCGUAGGACUUUUCAAACGUAACCUUCCUAUUUUUUUUUUUUCCACAUCGUCAAUCGUUUCGUCGUCGACAGUUGUUAGUUUCUAGUGUUUAUGUAUCUUGGUACCUAUAUGGUCAUAUAAGAACAAAUUCCGGUUAAUCAAUUUAUUUUAUUCUUAUUGUGCAAUUUUCAUAACUAUACUUAACUAUAAUAUAAAAUAUUCUGGAAUAUAUUUUUUCAUAUAAUCGAUCGGCAAAAAUAUUUUUAUUUUUUUUUUAUAUUUCAAUCCGUCUAUCUAUCGCACUGUGUUUCUCAUUUUUAGACGACUGCAAGAACAUAAUAUUUUAAUAUUUCAAGUACAUGGAAAUUUGUUUAUUAUUAUUAUUAUAGUAAUUAAUUUUAAUUUAGUAUCUUAGUAUAAUACAAUAUUAUUAUAGUAAAUUUAGAAACUCUAACUUUUGGAUUUAUAAAAUAAUAGGUGUAUAACCUACCUAUAAAUAUUUAAUUCAAAAACAUUGAUUUUAAUUUUAAUAAAUCGAGAAUAUCAGUUUCACAUUUUGAAUUUGCCGAAAUCUAAAAAAUUGAAAGGAUAUAUUUUUCACCAAUAGAUAGUUUAGAUAACUACAAAAAUUGUCUGAUAAUUUAUAAAUAUUGUAUAUUUAUUUACUCGGACAUUUAAUAUAUUUUUUAAACAAUUAUUUAUAUUAUAUAGAUUCUGAUUUCUGAACGAAGAGUGGAAUGUAUUACUAUAAAAAAUUUUUUGUGUCAGUAAACAAUUUUUCUACCAGAAAUCUUGUUCUAAUUCAAAAUUGUAUAAGAACUUUUUUAUCAAUUUCUGGGUUACCUUGGCAAUAAGUAAAAGAUACAACUAAUAAUACUCUGCUUAGAAUUGUUUUUCGUUAGCAAUGGUUUAUUGUUGCAUACAGAUAUAAAUUUAUUUAUUUCCUUCCAAAGUUCCAAUUUCUCUUCUACAACAGUUUCACAUCCAUCUUUUUUUUAACAUACCUAUUUUAACUGUAGACUUAAUAAAAAAAAAACAUGGAUUUAUUAAUUCCAGUGUUAUAUUUUAUCAUGGAUUUUGUAUAUGUUUAGAACCUACACACUUUGAUAAUUCUAUAGAUACAUUAUAAAUUGUUGCCUGUUUAGUGGAAACUAAACUAUUUUACCAAUAAAAUUACAAUAGCUACACAAGAAAUAGUAAAAUACUAAACUACAUUUUAUUAACUGCAACUGUUAAGUAUUAUUUAAUUUUUUUCUUGCGUGUGAAUUCCUAGUUUUAGUGUGUUAUACUCAUAUGUAGGUACAUAAAGGAUUAUCCGACAAUGUUUUCCCUUAGUUACAUUUACACAACAAAUAAUAUUUAUAUAGGAGCUUAAAUAAAUUAUUAUUAGGUAUUAAUAAUAUAACAUUAACAUAUUAAUAUUAUUUAAUUUUACCUAAUUUGCCUAAACAAUUUUUAAAAUUAAUGAAUAAAUUAAAACUACCUAUUUAACUCUAAACUAUUAUUAUAAUUUAUUGAUUAAUUAUUUGUAAUACUUCAUUUGUUUUUGUUAUUUAACUGAAAAUUAUGUAUUCCAAAUAAAAUCGAUCAAUCUUUCAUAAAAUUAUUGAACGUUUUAUAGUAAUACAUUCAAAUUAAUAUAUAAUUGUUGUAUGCUAUCUGCAAAUACUAUUUAUCUAUAACAGAGGGGUUUUCAUCUAAAUAUAAUUUGAGGAGUUAUCUAAUCUAUAUGACUAUUAAAUUCUUUCACACAUUUUAGUAAUUUAACAAUUAGUUUUAUUUGUAAACCAUUCUUGUGUGUGUAAUUUGUAAAUAAUCAUUGCUGUAUACAUAAGACCUGUAAAUCAUAAAUUAACUUUUAUUAAUAAUAUCUUAAAUAAAAUUAUUGAGAAUAAGAUCAUAUUUUUUUAUACAUAUAACUUUAUCAUAUUGUAUUAGUUUUAGUGUUUAUAAAUUAAAAUUCAUAACUGUUUUAUUAAUGAAUCAAAUAUGAUGUAAAUAUUCUAUGAAAAAUGGUUUAGUAUAUAAACAAUUUUUUUGUAAUAAAAAAAAAAAAAAAAUAUUUUUUAUAAUUUUAGCAAUUCACUAAGCACCUAACUGAUUUAUGGUAUUGAUUAUGCUUGAUAUUUUUUUAGGGUUGAUGAAAAUACUUAUUUAAAACAUAAACGAAUGAAAGUAUACAGCUUAGAAACAAACUCUAUAGUUGAACGAAAAUGGUAAGUUUUUUAUUAUAAAUAUGCUUUAAAUUUAUUUUAUUAAUAACUAAAAUUAGAAAUUGCAAUUUUGUUUAUUUUUCUUUACAUUAAAACAAUGAGUGCAAUUAUAAAUUAAGUAUGUAUUAUUCAGUUUACAUAAUUUGAAAACAACAAUAAUAUUUUGUUGUAAUUGAAUUAAAAUUUAUAUCAACACAUAUUUCUUCCAACAGGUUUUUGGAUCUAUUGACGUGCAUGUUUGGAGUAGGAUCUUGGAUACUGGUCAAUAGUUUGUAUACACAAUUGCCUUUGCUUGUUCAAAGUGCACCAGAAGGAUGGAAUUUACCAUCAUACAUAUCAAUCGCAAUACAAAUCGGUAAUUUGGGUCCAUUACUGUACAGCCUAUGGCGCAAGAAAUAUGGGAAUCGAUUUGAUAGACCAUUGACCAUAUUCAUACUCAUGCUAGGUAUCAUAUCCGUGUUCUUAAUGGCAAUGUUCUACAAUAUUUCUGGUGAAAUUUUUGGUCAACCACACAGUAUAGUUUUAUGUAUAUUAACAUUCACUAUGGCGUUAGUUGGAUGUACUAGUUCUGUAUUAUUUAUACCGUCAUUAAGCAACUAUUCAGACAUAUAUUUAGUUACAUACAUGGUCGGAGAGGGUAUCAGCGGUUUUGUGCCGAGCCUCAUAGCUAUUGUCCAAGGAAUAGGUACAACUACAUGCAAUACAGUCAUACGAAACGGACAAACCAUAAUUGACAAAUCAAUAACAAAUGCUUAUUUUUCAAGUGGAUUAUUUUUUACUAUAAUAGGAAUGAUAAUGUGUGGUAGCACAGUAUCUUAUUUAUGUCUUGAAUAUUCACCAACUUGUAAAAAGGAAAAAAUUCAAACAAAAUCAGAAAGUGUUGAAGUUCAUAAUAGUAAUAUAACCAAAGUUAAUAAUCAUUUAAACAAAUUGUUAUUAGCAAUACUAGGUGUAAUUGUAUUUUUUGCAAAUGGAUUAUUGCCAAGCAUUCAAUCAUACUCUUGUUUACCGUAUGGAUAUAUGGCAUAUCACUUGGCAACCAAUUUAUCUAAUAUUGCAAAUCCUAUAGCGUGUUUUAUUGCGUAUUAUACAAAUCGAACAUCUAAACAUGUGAUAUUCAUAUUAUGCAGUGUUUGUUUAAUAUCAAUAAUAUACAUGUUGAUGACUGCCUUUACAAGUCCAACAUCGCCUCUCUACAACACAAAUACAGGAGCGAUUUUAAUUGUAAGUUAAAAACAAUAUAUUUCUGAAAGCUUUAUAUUAUUUAUUUUUCUAUAGGAGUGAAUACACACACACUUAAUAUGUAAAUAUAUAAAUUAAUAAUUUAAUUAUAUCAUGAACAACAAAUAUUAAUAUUAUAUAAAAUUCACAUUAUAAUGCAAGUAUCAUAUAAAUUACAAUACUUUAUAGCUAAACUAAACAUACUAAAUUAUCAGUAAAAAACUACAAAAUAUGUAUACCAUUUUUUAAAAGUAUUUAAAACAUAAACUAGGUUAAGACACUAUUCAUGUUUUUAACCUAAACAUCACAAUUUUACUGUUGCCUAUUGGUUGAACUAAAAUAGGUAUAACACAGGUAUAGUGUCUUAAUAUUAUACAAAACAAUGGCCAAUAUAGUUAUACAGUAGGACCUUGAUUAACUGCUACUACUCAUGAGAGAAUAGAAGAGAUAUGACAGCCAAAAAGUACUACACAGUAUAGUUUUGUGUAUAUUAAUAUUCACUAUGGCGUUAGUUGGAUGUACUAGUUCUGUAUUAUUUAUACCAUCUUAGGGCAAUUAUUAAGACAUAUAUUUAGUUAUGUACAUAGUCGGAGAGGGUAUCAGCGGUUUUGUGCCGAGCCUCAUAGCUAUUGUCCAAAGAAUAGAUACAACUACAUGCAAUAGUCAUACGAAACAGACAAACCAUCAUUGACAAAUCAAUAACAAAUGAUUAUUUUUCAAGUAGAUUAUUUUUAACUAUAAUAACAAUGAUAAUGUGUAGUUCUCUACUCAUGAAAGAAUAGAAGAGAUAUGAUAGCCAAAAAGUACGUGGUAUGAUCAAAAAAAAAAUAAACAGACUUUUCGAAAAACAAUAAUUGUUAACUAUAUGUAUGCAUGAGUAGUAAAUUUAAAAAGUUAAUUUCUUGGUUUAAUCAAAUUUUCGAUUAUUAACUUCAUGAGUCAAUGAGAAUGACAAUUAAUCGAGGUUUUACUGUUUUUUUUUUUUGUAUAAUAGUUUGUAAAAAAUUAAAAAUGAUUAGCAUCACUAAUAUAAACCAAAUUUACAGUACUUUACUUAAUACUAACUAAUGAUAUUUGAAUACCUUAUAAAAUAUAUAAUGGAAUCUAAUAUUUUAUUUAUAUAAUUAAUUGUUUUAAACUACAAUUUUACCUAAGAAAUGAUUAAAAUAAUUUUGUAUUAGUUGGGAGUAUUAAUAUAUGGUAUAGUAAAAUAAUUAAAAGUGUAGCGAACACCAAUAACAAAAGGUAAAAGUUAUGCUAAUUUAAGAUUAAUUACAAGGAAACUAGUUUUCUUUCCAAUUUCUAUCAUACAUUUUAAUAACUAUUUAAAAAUGUAUAAUCUUAUUUUAUAAUAUUUUAGGUGUUUAUGUGGGUUUUAUUCUUUGGAUGUGCUUCUUAUGUGAAACUAUCAAUUGCAGCCAUACUGCGUAAUGAAGGUAACAGAAGACUUUUCCACUACGGUUGCAUCACACAAAUUGGGUCAGCAUUGGGAGCAUUAAUUGGAUUUUACUUAAUUAAUGUAGCACAAUUAUUAAAAUCAUAUGAACCUUGUAAAAAUGUUUAAAUUUGUAUAAUAUAAUAAAUGUUCCUUUUUUUAAAAUUUGUAGUUAACUCAUUAAAAUAAUAUAUAUACAUACAUACAUACAUACAUACAUACAUACAUACAUACAUAGAAUAGACUAUUAUUUAGGGAGAAGGUGGAUGUGUAUCUUCAAAUAAUUCAUGCGAUAUUCUCGACAUUGACAUCAAUAUUUGAGGUACAUUCAGUUCAAAAUGUCGGAAAUCCUGGAUGGGAUUGAUUUCAAAAUGAAUUUCUCUAAUGGAUCUUGGUAUAAUUGGUGGGUUUAUAUCUUGAAGUUGAUUUGUUUCAUUUGAUGAAUCAUCUGUAAUAUCUGGUUCAGUAUUACGAACACUGUUAUUAUCAUCAUCAUCUUCAUCAUCAUCUUCAUCAUCAUCAUCAUCAUCAUCAUCAUCAUUAUUUAUAACCUCCUGA